Radiomyces spectabilis is the source of this 959-nucleotide messenger RNA. Its product is annotated as tRNA pseudouridine synthase B. Gene Ontology annotation, molecular function: RNA binding; pseudouridine synthase activity. The coding region runs from base 209 to 772 and encodes 187 amino acids. The transcript is spliced from 4 exons. Gene Ontology annotation, biological process: mRNA pseudouridine synthesis; tRNA modification. Gene Ontology annotation, cellular component: mitochondrion. NCBI's taxonomy places the organism in Eukaryota, Fungi, Mucoromycota, Mucoromycetes, Mucorales, Radiomycetaceae. The record is from RefSeq and is a predicted model, not a curated record.
GCGGCGAUGAAGAAAAUUCAACUGUCUUUGACACGGGAACUGUUCAUGCGAAGCAUCGGUGAUCUGGCCGCAGAACCAUCCAUACGCUUUUCUGUCAAAAACCACGAUAGGUUAAAAAUAGGGCAUGGAGGGACACUGGUAAAGUAGAGUGACAAGUCAAAAGGUUGAAGUUUGUGGCACUGAACUCAAGAUCAUGUAAAAGGAUCCAAUGGCAGAAGGAGUUUUGGUGCUAGGCGUCGGUACCGGGUGUAAAGAACUUUCUCAAUUUCUCCAUUGUACCAAAGAGUACGUCGUCACGGCUAAAUUUGGUCACGCGACCAACACAUAUGACGCCGAAGGCCAUAUUACGCAUUCUGGACCUAUUGAUCACUUGACAGAGGAAGCCGUCUACAAAGCAUUAUCACAGUUUCGUGGACGAAUUACUCAACUACCUCCCAUUUACUCUGCUCUUCGAAUUGAAGGCAAACGACUGUACGAAUAUGCACGCGAGGGCAAGGCGCUACCUAAACCUAUUCAGCCUCGACCUGUGACGAUUCAUCAGUUGGAUUUGGUUAAAUAUAACGCAGACCAUUGUAUUCUCAGGGUCGAAUGCAGUAGUGGGACCUACAUGCGGAGUUUAGUUCAUGAUCUGGGGCAAGCCUUAGGAACUUACGCACACAUGACAGCACUCUUGCGAACCCGUCAAGGCUCCAUGACAUUGCAAGAUGCUCUUACCAUUGAGCCUUACGUAGAUUAUGAAGCAGUGUUUAAACGCUUAUCCAGUUAUCAAUAAAUAGACCGGAGAAAGAAAUCAAAAUGAAAACAAAACAAAAAUAACCAAAAUUGUUCACGGGAAAAAAAAGGGCUGCUGCGUUUUAUUUUUCUUACUUUCUUCUUUUCCCUUCCAGAUACUCAGCGCAUAUCGUCUUUCGCACAGCCAAUAUUCACCCAUCCAGCCCCUAGUUCGACCUCCCAUUUCC